Dermatophagoides farinae (American house dust mite) is the source of this 2789-nucleotide messenger RNA. Its product is annotated as cyclic AMP-responsive element-binding protein 1. Gene Ontology annotation, cellular component: transcription regulator complex; nucleus. The record is from RefSeq and is a predicted model, not a curated record. Gene Ontology annotation, molecular function: DNA-binding transcription factor activity, RNA polymerase II-specific; protein binding; RNA polymerase II cis-regulatory region sequence-specific DNA binding. NCBI's taxonomy places the organism in Eukaryota, Metazoa, Arthropoda, Arachnida, Sarcoptiformes, Pyroglyphidae. Gene Ontology annotation, biological process: regulation of transcription by RNA polymerase II.
UUGUUUUUGGCUAAUAACCAUCGAAACCGAAAACCAAACGAUAUAUUGGUUUUUUGGAUUUUCUCAUACUGUCAAAAUAUUGGCCAUGUUGUGUUCCAUGUUGAUGAUGAUGGCCAUGGAUAGAAAUUUUUAUCCAUUAAAUUCAAUUCAACACUAAAGAAUUGGAAUAUUCUCACUUUCUCUGGUUCUUAUUCUUAGAAUUUCUUUUUGUUGUUGUUGAAUCGAGAUUCUUCCGAAUUUUUUUUUUUUUGAUCAAACUUUGUGGGUGUGUGUAUGUGAAGUUUUUAAAUAUUAUCCAACAGUAAAAAUCAAACCUGUUCAUAGUUUAUGCGGUUGGGAUUUUUUUUUUCUUUGAAAAAUACAAAUCCAACAACAACAACAACAAAAAAAACCUCGACACUUUCGUCAUUAUAUCGUGUGUUACAAUAAACAAUCAUUAUCCAUCAUUAUAAUGAAAAAACUGUUGAAUUUUUUUUCAAAUUUUUAAAUUCCUUAUUAUCAUUUAUUAUUACAGCCUCGGGCAUCGUUACUUUGUAUGUUCGACAAUAAUAACCUCAACAUUGAAAAAAAAAUCACAAAACAUUCGAUUCUAUUUUGAUCACAACAAAACCACUGAACACAACUGUGUUAACUGGAUUCACUUUCGUUUUCUCUUUUUUAUUUAUAUCAUUUAAUUUAUGAAAAACAUUUAUAAAAAGUGAAAGUGAGAAAAAAAAAGAGAAAAACGCUAAAUUCCAGCUACAGAUUAUAAUCAUCAUCAUCAUCAAAAAAAAAAAAAAUUGAAAUCAUUGUCUAAUGGUAUCCGCUUCAUCUACUGGUAGUGGUGGUGACAAUAGUAUUGUUGCAACAACUUCAGCUAUAUCUGCAUCAACUGCCGGUAGUAUGUCGAUUGUACAAUUUCAAUUACCAACAAAUCAAUCUGCAUCCACUGCUGCUGCCACAAUGGUUCAAUCGGUCAUACAGCCAAAUCAUCAAUCGGUUAUACAACCGACCAAUCCGAUCUCGACCAUUCAGUUUUCGAAAAAUGUCAUUCUGGUGAAUAAAUUGGCACCCGGAUCGGUAAUACAAAGUACCGAAUCCGAACAAUCAGCCAUGCAAAUGGUGAAAGAAGAGAAUGAAACAACAAUCUAUGAAGAUGAAUCAAAAAGGCGACGUGAAAUAUUAGCUAGACGACCAUCGUAUAGAAAAAUUCUAAAUGAUUUAUCAGCUACCGGUGAUACACCUGUUACAACAACAAAUACAUCAUCAACAGCAUCCGGUAUGGAAGGACAAAAAUCAUCGAAUAAUGACGAUAAUGAUAAUGAACAACAACAUUCAACAACAUCAGGCCAACAACAACAACAAUCAUCGAACGCAACACAUACAUCAUCAGCAUCACAACCAACAGGAGCAACGGCCACAACAAUACCAUUACAGAGCUAUAUUAAAAUGUUACCAUCAAUACAGAUUGGAUCAACGCAUGAUGGUACAACUAUUCAAGGUAUACCUACAAUAAUGACCAAUACGAAUACGACCGGUUCAACUAUUGUACAAUAUGCAACGGCUGCACAUGAUGGCCAAUUUAUUGUUCCCGAUCUGCAAACAUAUCAAUUAAGGCCUCCGCCACCACCACCACCGCAACCACCUACAAAUAAUCCAUCAGCAGCGGCAACAGCAGCACUUGCACAGAAUGUCGUAAUGGCCACACCACAAUUACCAUCAACACAUAAUAUGGAUGAGGCAUUGAAAAAACGUGAAAUGAGAUUACUUAAAAACAGGGAAGCGGCAAAAGAAUGUCGUCGAAAAAAGAAAGAAUACAUCAAGUGCCUUGAAAAUCGAGUGGCCGUAUUAGAGAAUCAAAAUAAAGCACUAAUUGAAGAAUUGAAAACACUUAAAGAAUUAUAUUGUAAAAAGUCUGAUUAACAAAAAUGACGAAACAAACAAUUGAAAGAUUUCGAAUUGGGAGAAGAAAAAAACAUCAACUUAUUACCAACCUCAUGAGAUGAUUGACAAUCUAUCAUAUAUUGGAAAUUUAAAUUAAUGGACUGAUAAUUUGGAUAAUUGGAUCAAUUUUUUUCCAUAUAAUGAUCAGUGAAUUCCGAAAACGAUACUAUCGAAUCUUCAAAUAUACAUCUAUACGAACAACCCUAUUGCUUGACUUAAAGUUCAAAAUCCAUUUCACUCUCGCUUCCUUCUCUAAAUAUUUUCACUGUUAUUCCAAAGGAAAUAUCGUACCAAUUGGCAUCCAUCCAAUUGAUUUAAACGCUGAAAUGUUACCCUAUUCCGCAAUUGUACAAAGCAUUUAAACAUUUAUCACUCAAAAAUACACACCAUCACCACCACCACCUCCACCACUAUUACAUUGAAAAUGUUAAAACUUUUUGAAAACGAAAAUAUUCUUAAAACAAAUGGGCUUACAAACACACACACACACAUACAUAUUUGUUAUUUUUCCCAAAUCAAUCAACUAACCAUCUUAAUUUCACUCCACCAAUUAUAAUCAUUGAUUGAUUGAUUGAAAAUGUUUUGAAAAUCAUCAUCAUCAAAAAACAAAAACAUCAUGUUUCUAAAACUAAUUCAUCGAUUACACUGCAAAAAAAAAAAUUGAUUCUAUCGAAUCCACAACUUAUCAGAUCUUGAAUAUCAUAUAUAUAUCUCAAUCGAUAUAAUUCAACCUUAUAUACUAUCUCAAUUUCGAUUCGAUCUAUUCAUCAAAGUUAAUCAUUUUCAUCAUCAUACUCUUUAAUUUCUCAUUAUCUCUCACUUUCAUUCACUAUAUUUACCUGUUGAUUUGAUUCUACUUUAUUAUU